Messenger RNA from Papilio xuthus (Asian swallowtail), 889 nucleotides. NCBI's taxonomy places the organism in Eukaryota, Metazoa, Arthropoda, Insecta, Lepidoptera, Papilionidae. The record is from RefSeq and is a predicted model, not a curated record.
AGCCAAUUAGUAUCGUAUAAAUAACAAAUGAAUAGCUUACACUUAUAUAAUACUUCAUUAUUUUUGAAUAAAGAUGUUUUUUUGUAAAACAUAGUUUAAAUAUUGUAAUGGCAGUGUGGUUUAAGUAUAAGCUGUGUCAGUGAACAAAUAACUGGGCAACACGUAAAAGGAAAUUGACGUUAACGUCAACUGUCAUUUAUACUGUCUAAAAAGAUUGUUUUCUCAAAAAUUAACUGAAUUAAGAAAUGAAAAGUACUUUUUCAAGAUAAUUAUUGUAAGGUAACAGCUUAAAAAUGAAAAUGUAUUUUUCUAUAGCUUCUUUGUCCACUAUCUUGUUUAUUAUAAUCCAAACGCAAUCUUGUACAGCUGAAUUUUCAACGGAAGAUUGUUCCUCUUUGGGUUUUAUCAAAGCUAAUCUUCUGUGUUCAUCUUGCGACCAACUAAAAGAUUUCAAUUUAGAGCAGCUUAUUGAACACUGUAAGGAAUGCUGCCACAACGACGAGAGUGCAACAAAUGAGAAGAAAUAUGCGCGCGCGAUUUUAGAAGUGUGCACUUGCAAAUUCCCGGCAUAUCCACAGAUCCAAGCUUUCGUAAAGAGUGACAGACCGGCUAAGUUCCCUAACUUGCAAAUUAAAUACGUGCGUGGAUUGGAUCCUAUAAUUAAACUUCUCGAUAAAGAUGGAAUCGUAAGAGAUACAGUUGCUAUUGAAAAAUGGAACACUGAUUCUGUAGAAGAAUUUUUGAAUACUCACCUCGAAAAAGGUGAAGAUGAAGAUCGGAGUUAUUUAAAAACUAACCAAAUUUAGUUUUCUAAUUUUUUAAUCAAUUAUUAUGUGAAUUGAACAAUAGUCUUCAUAUUCAGUUAUUUUUAUCAUACUUACAAGAGACU